GGUUGUUGCACUCACUUUCCCUGCCUCGUCAUUGUUGUAGUCAAAGUGUCUUUAGAGAGCACAAGUUAGAGCACACAAGCAGCCAUGUUCCCUGCCGUGCGACGAACACUCGCUGCGGCCCGCCUCGUGCAGGCACCCGCAGCACAGACCACCAAUGCCGCUGCAACCGCCGUGCGUGCCAUGAGCUCCAAGGUUCAGGGCUACGUCAUUGGUAUUGACCUUGGUACCACCAACUCGUGCGUUGCGGUUAUGGAGGGUAAGACCCCACGCGUGAUUGAGAACGCCGAGGGUGCCCGCACCACGCCCAGCGUCGUUGCCUUCACCGAGGACGGCGAGCGCCUUGUCGGCCAGCCCGCCAAGCGCCAGGCCGUGACCAACCCCAAGAACACGCUCAGUGCCACCAAGCGCCUCAUUGGCCGCCGCUUCGACGACCCCGAGACGCAGCGCGACCUGGAGACGGCCAGCUUUGAGAUUGUCAAGGCCAAGAACGGCGACGCGUGGGUGCGCGCCGCCGGCAAGGACUACUCCCCCAGCCAGAUUGGUGCCUUUGUUCUCAUGAAGAUGAAGGAGACCGCCGAGGCAUACCUCGGCACCGCCGUCAAGAACGCCGUCGUCACCGUCCCCGCCUACUUCAACGACUCCCAGCGCCAGGCCACCCGCGACGCUGGCGAGAUUGCCGGCCUCAACGUUCUCCGUGUCAUCAACGAGCCCACCGCCGCCGCCCUUGCUUACGGCCUCGACAAGGCCGAGGACAAGGUCGUUGCCGUGUACGAUCUUGGUGGCGGUACCUUCGAUGUGUCCAUCCUUGAGAUCCAGAAGGGCGUCUUUGAGGUGCUUGCUACCAACGGCGACACCUUCCUUGGCGGCGAGGACUUUGACAACCACCUUGUGCGUUACCUGAUUGACGAGUUCAAGAAGGAGCAGGGCGUGGACCUGGGCCGGGACAACAUGGCCCUUCAGCGCCUGCGCGAGGCCGCCGAGAAGGCCAAGAUUGAGCUCUCCUCCUCCAUGAACACGGACAUCAACCUGCCCUACAUCACCGUCGACGCGUCCGGCCCCAAGCACAUGAACCUCAAGCUCAGCCGCUCCAAGUUCGAGACCAUCGUCGGCGACCUGGUGCAGCGGACGGUUUCCCCCUGCGAGAAGUGCAUGAAGGACGCCAACCUCUCCCCCAGCGGCAUCAGCGACGUGCUCCUUGUCGGCGGCAUGACCCGCAUGCCCAAGGUGCAGGAGGUGGUGACCAAGGUGUUUGGCAAGCCCCCAUCCAAGGGCGUCAACCCGGACGAGGCCGUGGCCAUGGGCGCCGCCAUCCAGGGCGGUGUGCUUGCCGGAGAGGUCAGCGACGUGCUGCUCCUCGACGUGACCCCGCUCUCCCUCGGCAUUGAGACGCUCGGCGGCGUCAUGACCCGCCUCAUUGAGCGCAACACGACCAUCCCCACCAAGCGCAGCCAGGUGUUCUCCACCGCCGCAGACGGCCAGACGCAGGUUGAGAUUAAGGUGUUCCAGGGCGAGCGCGAGAUGGCCCUGGACAACCAGCUGCUCGGCCAGUUCAGUCUCGUCGGCAUCCCUCCCGCCCCACGCGGCACCCCACAGAUUGAGGUGACGUUUGACAUUGACGCAAACGGCAUUGUGAACGUGUCUGCCAAGGACAAGGGCACGGGCAAGGAGCAGCAGAUUGUCAUCCAGUCCUCUGGCGGUCUCUCCAAGGACCAGAUUGAGGACAUGGUUAAGCAGGCCGAGGCGCACGCUGAGGAGGACAAGCUGCGCAAGGAGCGCAUUGAGGCCGUGAACAACGCUGAGUCGAUUAUCCACGACACGGAGAAGAACCUGGACGAGUUUAAGGACGACAUUGAGGCCGACGCCGCCGACUCUGUGCGGGGCAAGAUCACGGAGCUGCGGGACAUGCUGAGCAACGCGGCGAGCAACACGGAGCUGACAGCAGAGGAGAUUCGUACCAAGGCCGGCGAGGUGCAGCAGGAGUCGCUCAAGGCCUUUGAGGUCGCAUACAAGAAGCGCGCCGCGAGCAACGAGGGCGGCAGCAGCGGCAACAGCGGCGCCAAGGAUGCCGACUUUGAGGACGUCAAGAAGUAGGCUCACCCCCCCCCCCUGGUUCCAACCUCAACUCCAAACUCCAAAAUCCAAUCCAAUCCAACUCCAAUCAACCAUCUGUCCAUCUUUGGUGCAGAGUGAUGUGUG
Molecule: messenger RNA, 2196 nt
Organism: Salpingoeca rosetta
Lineage: Eukaryota; Choanoflagellata; Craspedida; Salpingoecidae
Product: chaperone DnaK
Exons: 8
Coding region: 85-2091 (668 amino acids)
Biological process (GO): cellular response to unfolded protein; protein refolding
Cellular component (GO): mitochondrion; cytoplasm
Molecular function (GO): ATP binding; ATP hydrolysis activity; heat shock protein binding
Source: RefSeq, a predicted model, not a curated record